AGAAAUUGACAUUGGAACAGUGUAGGUCUGACUUGGUAGGAUAUGUACAGCAUACAAGUAUGCAUCUUUUUCUGACCGAGUGUUUUCAAUUCAUAAAUACAAGUGUAAUUGUAUUUCACCAGUUUCUCCACUAGGUAGAGCACUUUAAUAUAAAAUAAAUAAAUACAAUUGAAUAAUUAUGUUUACUGUUAAUCGAUUCAUGAGGGUUACUUGUUGCUGCCACUCCAUUCUCUUUCAAAAUGCAAUAAAUCAGCAAACAACUCCACACAAUGGACAUUAUUCUUCAUCAGCGAUUAAUUGUGUUGCCCAAUCCUGAACCUAACUUCAAUUUUAUUCCGUGUUUCCUCUGCUACAGCGGCAAUAAAACAACUCAGACAAAAUAACAUCUAAAGGUAUUACAGUCAUACAUCCAAAUAUAAACUAUUUGUCUCCUCCCUCUUUGCGUUUCAUCGUGCUCUUGUCAACAAUUACAAUUUAAAGUAGUUUGGCAUUGUAACGUUGCCUCUUUGUUUCAAUGUAUCAUCCUCCAAAGAGACAAGUGUUACUUUUUUGUUUCCAGAAAAACGACAGAGGGUGCAAAAGCUAUGAUUUACAACAACAACACACACACACACACACACGCGCGCGCAUACAUAUCCAUCUCAGGAAACUGCGAGCCCGCUUUCUUCCUCCUCCGCGACGGAGUGCAAUCACGGUGGUGUAAUGUCCUUCCCUCUUCUUCCUCCUGGAGUCUUCUCUCCUUGUCAGGGUGAUGUAGACUCCCAAGAAUGGGGAAACACCUUCCAAGGAGAAAACACGCAUGCACUUUGACAACACACACACACGCACACACACACACAGCUCCUGACUAAGGGUGAGAAAACAGCACAUGUUGCAUUGGACCAAGCUGACUUGGAAGUUUCAAGUCUUCAGGACUCGGGCCAACGUCAGAAGGUCCAGGUGAAGACAGCAGGAGUUCCAUCGCUGUGGUUCCUUUAAAAAAAGGCAAACACGCUACAAAGAGGCCCGUGAGAGGUUUUCAAGUCACCUGACCCAACAUGGGAUGAACUCCUGAUUCAGCGCCUGAAGCUGUGGCCCCGUGUAUCCUGACUGCCAGCGCCACCACACCGGCGACCUCUAACCUGGCGAGGGGAGGGGCUGAGGGGGGGCGCCGCGGUGUGACAACAUGCGCUGCACCACCCUCUUGGCCCUGUUGCUGGGGGUGGUGCUGUACCUCUGCAUGGGCGCGCUGGUCUUCCAGAAUCUGGAGGCUUCCGAGGAGAGCGCGAAGUUCCAGGAGCUGCUGGAGGCCAAGAACAACUUCCUGAAUAAUCACUCCUGUGUGAGCGAGCGGGAAUUCUACAAGCUUGUGAAGGGAGUCACGUCCGCCGUGGAAGCAGGCUUGGAGGUGAGCAGCAUCUCCACCAACUUCACCAGCCGCUGGGAUGUGGCCUCUGCCUUCUUCUUCUGCGGCGCCAUCAUUACCACCAUAGGUUUUGGCAACCUGUCCCCUCGGACGUGGUACGGACAGCUGUUCUGCCUCUGCUACGCCCUGGUGGGCAUCCCCAUGUUUGGCAUCCUGCUGGCUGGAGUGGGCGACCACAUGGGCACCGUGCUGCGGAGGGCCGUGGCCAAGAUUGAGACCCUCUUCCUGAAACGUAAAGUGCGGCCCACCACCGUGCGAGUCAGCUCUGCCGUGCUCUCCAUCCUGGUCGGCUGCCUCAUCUUCCUCGCCGUGCCCACCGUGGUCUUCCAGGAGUCUGAGGACUGGUCCUUCCUGGAGUCGCUCUACUUUGUGGUCAUCACGCUCACCACCGUGGGCUUUGGAGACUUCGUGCCAGAUGGGAGUCAUGCGGGCGGGCUCUUCUUCAAACCUCUGGUGUGGUUAUGGAUCGUGUUUGGUCUGGCCUACUUUGCCUCCAUCCUCACCAUGAUUGGCAAUUGGCUGCGUGUGCUGUCCAAGAAGACCCGCGCUGAGAUGGAGGAGUUGCGAGCCCAUGCCACAGACUGGACCCAGCACAUGUCCAAGGACUUCCGCCUCCCCAACCCGCUGGAGUUCAACGACCCCUUCCUCCUGCAGCGCCGCCGCUGGAAGCGCAGCGAGCGCCGCCGCAUCCGCCGCGGAGCCCAGGGCACGCUGGGAUACCGGCAGAGGGGCGGGGCAGAGAACGGCCACCUCCCCAACCACUGGGCCGGCCUCUCCGGCUCCAUGGGCCGCCUGGAGGUGCUCGGCUCCUCCCUGGAGAGGAAGAUGAUGUCCAAACCUCGGUCGCGGCUCAGCGCUGCCGGAGUGGGAGGCGGGACCAUUCCUCGAGCCAGGCCCGCCGAGCCCGGUUUGCAACAGCAGGUGGGGAGGCGGUCCUUACCUCACCUGCUGCUGCGGUCCUUCUCCAUGCCCGUCGCUAACUCCGCCUCCGAGCUGGACUCUCCAGAAGCGGCCGGGCGGGGAGGCUCCCUCUCAGGAUCCGAGUCGCCCUUCGACUCCAGGUCUGACAUCUCCUCCGCGUCCUCGUCUUUCUCGGAUCUCCGCGGGUUCCAGGCCCGCCGUGCGGUGUGUGACGUCGAAGGAGGCGGAGCCUCCUCGCAAGACAUGGCCAAGGAAGAAAAGAAACAUUCCUCCCUCGCUCCUCUUCCUCCUCACCGUCCCAACAUAGUCCUCAACGAUGAGCCCUCAGGCGCCUGUCAGCUGCUGGACUUCUUCGGGGAGAACCUGGCCUACAUCGACGAGUCCUCGGACACAUUAAGCGAGCGCGCCCUGCCGGCCGAGGAGAGGAGGAGACGAGCACGUAAGCCCAAGAAGAGGAGCGUGAGGAGGAAGCUGUCGCAGAGGUGGAGCCCCCUUCAGGCGAGGAGGCCCAGCAGCGACAUGCAGCCUCCCUCCAAUCCUCCUACGCCGCCUCCUGACUUGUCUGCGUCAGACCUGAACCACACAGACUCGCCGCCCGCACUCUGACACCUCCAGGGACACUUUUUUUUUUUAAACGACUUGUGAAUGUUUUCCAGCUUGCACCUCAAGAAGCAGUCAAGUUUGUAGCAUUAUUCCGCUGCACUGUCACGUGACUUAGUUUUUUUUAAUGCUGCCAUUCGAUGGUUAACACGCUUGCCGUCACGGUCAGGAGAUCCUGGUUUGAAUCUCUGUUGGUCUUCUUACUCCCACAGCCCACAAACAUGCAUGUUGUUGUUAAUUGGAGACGCUAAAUUGUCCGUAAGUCUGAAUGCCUGUUUGUGAUGUGUCCUGUGAUUGACAGGCUGCCCAAAUCAGCUGGGAUAGGCUCCAGCUUAUCGGUAUAGAAAAUGAAUAAACAUUGGUUCAGUGUUGCCAGUUUGUGUUAAAAAGGGUUGUCUUGCAUCUUUUAUUUUAAAAAAUAAUACUUAAAUGGUGCGAAAACGUGUCAAAUGUUGUGAAAUGUCAAUCAAUACAUUAAUAACUAGCAAAAACAACAAUCUGCCGGUUUUUUUUUAUACAAAAACAAUUUGGUUUUAUCCAUUGGUUACAUGACAGUCGCAUUUUGGAACCUAAAAAAAAAUCACAAAUAUUUGCCUCAAAAUGUAGGUUAUUAUCUUUUACCAAACAUUGUUGUGUGCGUUGAUAAAGUAACAUUUUUAAGUGUAUAGUGUGAGGCAGUAUGUGCACGUACGCCCUCUCCUGGCUGUGAGCAGAAUAGCAACUGACUGCAUUCUAAGUGGGCGCUUUAUUUAUACAUU
This is a messenger RNA of Entelurus aequoreus (snake pipefish), 3684 nucleotides long. RefSeq names its product potassium channel, subfamily K, member 4a (gene kcnk4a). The coding region runs from base 1166 to 2932 and encodes 588 amino acids. The transcript has 9 exons. The record is from RefSeq and is a predicted model, not a curated record. Lineage: Eukaryota; Metazoa; Chordata; Actinopteri; Syngnathiformes; Syngnathidae. Gene Ontology annotation, cellular component: membrane. Gene Ontology annotation, biological process: potassium ion transmembrane transport; stabilization of membrane potential. Gene Ontology annotation, molecular function: potassium ion leak channel activity.